Molecule: messenger RNA, 1570 nt
Organism: Anoplopoma fimbria (sablefish)
Lineage: Eukaryota; Metazoa; Chordata; Actinopteri; Perciformes; Anoplopomatidae
Product: probable N-acetyltransferase camello
Exons: 2
Coding region: 127-801 (224 amino acids)
Molecular function (GO): N-acetyltransferase activity
Source: RefSeq, a predicted model, not a curated record
UCGGAGAAAAACGUUUUUGUGGUUCUGGAGACUUCGCUGCCUUCCGCUUCUCUUUAGACCUCCAUGCGCUCACACAUCCACCUCCUGCUGCCCUAAACCAUUAGACACAACACACAGGUUUGAGCCAUGGCCAGUAUUCAGAUCCGGAGGUAUCGGGAUGCCGACACUAAGGCGGUGAAGGAUAUCUUCACCAUGGGGAUAAGCGAGCACAUACCCUCGUCCUUCAUGCACCUCCUGAAACAGCCGCCGACCCAAAUGGUGCUCAUGUGCGUGUUCUGCGCUCUCAUGACCAGCUCCAAGUCCUUCCUGCUACCCAUCCUCGCCGUCACCCUCCUCCUGGCCGGGGCCAGGCAGUUUGUCGUCUACAUGUUCAACUGUUACAUCGACACCUCCCUCAAGAAGGACCUCGACAACAUCAGUGGGACCUACAUGGACAAGAAGGACUCGUGUUUUUGGGUGGCUGAAGUCGAUGGUCAGGUGGUCGGCACGGUGGCUUGCCUUCCUAAUGAGGAUGCGCCCGCAUGCUUGGAGUUGAAACGCAUGUCUGUACUCCGCAGUUACCGCGGGAUGGGCAUCGCUAAGACUCUGUGUCAGACAGUGGCUGAUUUUACCCGUGACAGAGGUUUUGCAGCAGUCAUCCUGUUCACCUCUGUGGUGCAAACGGACGCUCAGAAGCUGUACGAGCACAUGGGCUACCAGAAGAUACGACAGUUCGUUGUUCCGGAGCUUGCUGCCAAAAUCACAAACUUCACUCUGUUUGAAUACAGACUUGAUUUACAGAAAGAUAAAAAAAGUGAAUGAGUGGUCUUAAAACUUAUGUUUUCCUUAUGUUUUCCCAGAAUGCAUUGCUCUUAAGGCAACCAAACACUCAGGAAAGGUCAGACUACAGGAUCCACAUGAGGAACUGUUUACUACACACACUAGCAGCAAAAAAAUUAGGCAUGUUUUCUCUAAUCGCAAACACACACACACACACACACAAAACAAAUUGAUCAUAGAAAUAUCUGCUAUGUCUACAGACAUGAUGUUGAAGGGUUUGUGUUGAUUUGAGUUUCUUCAAAGUGAUUUGAUUAUUUAAUUUUGUAAAUGAUUUACUUUCUAAAUUACACUAAGAAUAAAAAGCUACAUAUUAACAUGCUCCUACAAUUUUGUGGCAUUCGCUUAUUUUGUAUUACCAUUAGGGAUGCACCUAUCUGAUACUCUGAAUUAAUAUUGACCAUGAUAUUGAUCUGAUUAAGCAGAUCAUGACAUCACCAAUCCACAUAUAAUACAGUUUUGUCAAUGUAAUUAUAAAAUUCAUUGUUAUUGAUUCAAUUUAUUCAGACAUGGCGAACACUGUUUUUAGCUCCAGAGUAAUCCCUCAUUGUCCCAUAUUACCUUAAAUUAAAAUGACUCCGAUAAGUUUUAUGUAGUGAGGUCUACAGAUUAUAAAUUGGAGAAAAAGAGAGAAGUGGUAUUUAAUUGGUACUCAGUAUCAUAAUCAGUAGAAAAAGUUGGACUGGUGCAUCCUUAGUCCUGUUACCAAAAAAAUGUUUUGCAGUAAACUUGAUUUUACUUGGGUAUAAAAAUA